Molecule: messenger RNA, 2086 nt
Organism: Myxocyprinus asiaticus (Chinese sucker)
Lineage: Eukaryota; Metazoa; Chordata; Actinopteri; Cypriniformes; Catostomidae
Product: ATPase GET3-like
Exons: 7
Coding region: 40-1104 (354 amino acids)
Biological process (GO): post-translational protein targeting to endoplasmic reticulum membrane
Cellular component (GO): GET complex
Molecular function (GO): ATP hydrolysis activity; ATP binding
Source: RefSeq, a predicted model, not a curated record
UUUACACAAGUGGGAAGUUUCUGUUAUGUCGGAGCCAAAAUGGCGGCGUGUGCAGCUUUCGCUACCUUAUUCGAGCGCAACAUGGCAGCUUCAAUGGAAGACGAGUUUGAAGAUGCGCCUGAUGUAGAGCCGUUAGAGCCGACAUUAAAGAAUAUCAUCGAGCAGAAAUCACUGAAAUGGAUCUUUGUUGGGGGUAAAGGUGGCGUGGGCAAAACCACUUGCAGCUGUAGUUUGGCGGUCCAGCUAGCAGCGGUGAGAGAGAGCGUUCUCAUCAUAUCCACAGAUCCAGCACAUAACAUCUCUGAUGCCUUCGACCAGAAGUUCUCCAAGGUGCCCACCAAAGUCAAGGGCUACGACAACCUCUUCGCAAUGGAGAUUGACCCCAGUCUGGGUGUGGCAGAGCUGCCUGAUGAGUUCUUUGAAGAGGACAACAUGCUCAGUAUGGGGAAGAAGAUGAUGCAGGAAGCCAUGAGUGCUUUUCCUGGCAUCGACGAGGCCAUGAGCUAUGCGGAGGUCAUGAGGUUAGUGAAAGGGAUGAAUUUUUCAGUGGUGGUGUUUGACACGGCCCCCACAGGACACACUCUACGUUUGCUCAACUUCCCCACCAUCGUGGAGAGAGGACUGGGCCGUCUCAUGCAGAUCAAGAACCAAAUCAGCCCCUUCAUCUCACAGAUGUGUAACAUGUUGGGCCUGGGAGACAUGAAUGCAGAUCAGCUGGCAUCUAAACUGGAGGAGACGCUCCCUGUCAUCCGCUCAGUCAGCGAGCAAUUUAAAGACCCAGAGCAGACGACAUUUAUCUGCGUGUGCAUUGCUGAGUUCCUCUCUCUGUAUGAGACGGAGCGUUUGAUUCAGGAGCUGGCAAAGUGUCGCAUCGACACUCAUAGCAUUAUCGUCAACCAGCUGGUUUUUCCCGACAUCGAGCGGCCCUGCAAGAUGUGUGAGGCCCGACACAAGAUUCAGUCCAAGUACCUGGACCAGAUGGAGGAUUUAUAUGAAGAUUUCCAUAUUGUAAAGUUGCCACUGCUGCCUCAUGAAGUUCGAGGAGCGGACAAAGUCAACACCUUCUCCAAGCAGCUGCUGGAACCCUACAGCCCCCCCAAAUGACUUUAAUGUUUUGCACUGAUUAAACGUGCGCACACACACACAAACACCAUCACAUCUCUCUGAUACAUAGUCCCUCUGGUGUUCUGCAUCCUCCCCAUCAUCCUCAGAUAUAGAAAUACCUGGCUGGUAACAGAGUCCACAUCUUAAUACACACGUUCCCCCUCUCUCUGUUUUCCUGGUCAAGUAAUAAUUGAUACGCCAUAUUUCUCCAGUGAUCUGUAAUUAAUGUCGGCCUUUUAAGUGGCCGUUAAGAAACAUAAAAGAGUUUUGAAUGUUUAUUUUGCCUUGUGGUGAUGGUGAUUGCGUUAAAGCAUAAGAAAAUCACUCAUUCCUGAUGUGUGUACAAGAAAGAAUAUUCAGAAUUAAUCUCGGCACAGGAAUGUACAUCCGGACUCUGAUUCAGCCAGUAUUGACCCUUGGUUGAACAGGUCUAGGAUCAGUGUAAACGUCUGUAACUGGUUCAGCUUAACCUGGCAACAUCUGACUCCAGAUCAGUGACAAGGUCAAGCUUUUUUGUUUCAGAUUCUGGUUAAUAUUGAUAGUGUUCUUUAUUUUGUUCUAGUCAGUAUUGCUGUCGGUGGUUGAGAGUAGGUCCAAACCUGGUAGAUGGCACAUUUACACAGGUUAUGUCAUCUUUAGGAAAUGUUGUUAAAGGAAUAGUUCACCCAUUUAGCUUAUACUAUUAUUCACCCUUAUGUCGUUGCAAACUUAAAUGCUGUUUACAGCAUACAAGUUUUGGAUCAACAUAAGGGUGAGUAAAUAAUGGCAGAAUCAGUUUUGGGAUGAAUUAUUACUUCAGACUUAUCACAUUUAAUCCACUUCUAUUUGCCGUGAAGCAAACUGUAAUUACUCUGUACAAACAUUGUGAUUGAAUUUAUCUAAUUUAAUUUUUGCAGUUGGGUAAAGUCCUGUAUUUAUAAAGACUUGUAAUGAUUAGGAUCAUGUCUGUUCAGUUCUUCUAUUAUAUUACAUUAAUUUGAAA